CUCCAACCUCCACCACAUCCUCCUCUCCAUUCUUCUCUUUCCCCCUCCCCAAACAUCCCCCAACAAAACAAAAUGGUCAAACCCCUAACCUUCAAAGGCGACAAGCCCAAAAAGCGCAAAAACCGCGACCCCUCCACCACCACCAGCGACGGCGUCCCCGCGAAACGCGCCCACACCGACGACUCCAACCCCAACGCCUCAGCCAUCACCACGACAGACGACGCCCCCGACGACCAGACCUGGGUGAACGCAGACACGUCGUCGGACAUCGCCGGCCCCGUGAUCCUCGUCCUGGCCUCGGACCCACCGACCUGUAUCGCCAGCGACGCUAACGGCAAGGCGUUCGCCAGCGAGCUCGAGAACACGAUCGAUGGGGACCCGGGGACCGCGGAGCCGCAUGACGUGCGACAGGUGUGGGUUGCGAUGAGGGUCGCGGGGACCGAGGCGUUCGGGUUCAAGGGACAUCAUGGGAAAUUUCUCGGCUGCGACAACUACGGCAUUCCCAGCGCGACGGCGUCCGCGAUCUCGCACCGCGAAUCCUUCCUCGUGAUCCCCGGCGAAGUGCCCGGGACGUUUGCGCUGCAGACGGGCGGCGGGGACAAGGAGAACUUCAUCUCCGUGAAGGAGGUGACGUCGAGCAAGAAUGCGAGUGGGAAGGGGUGGGAGGUGCGUGGGGAUGCGGAGCAGAUCUCGUUCGAGACGACGGUGCGGAUCCGCAUGCAGGCGCGCUUUAAGCCGAAGAUUAAGGCGACGAAGGAGACCAAGGCGCGGGAGAAGGUGAGUCGGAAGGAGUUGGAGGAGGCGGUGGGGAGGAGGUUGGAUGAUGACGAGGUGAAGAGGUUGAAGAGGGCGAGGCGGGAGGGGAAUUUCCACGAGGAGAUUUUGGAUGUCAGGGUGAAGGGGAAACAUGAUAAGUUUGCUUGAUUUGGUUUCAUUUUGAUUUUUGGGAUAGUGGUUUUUGGAUAUCUGGGUAUCUAUUUGCUUUGCUUAUAUUAUUUUGAAAGAGGGGAGCGGAUUGGACAUAUGUAUUAUAUUAUGUAUACCAGAGAUUAUAUUCCAUCAUACAAGGGGGU
Messenger RNA from Aspergillus steynii IBT 23096, 1073 nucleotides. RefSeq lists its product as uncharacterized. The transcript is spliced from 2 exons. The record is from RefSeq and is a predicted model, not a curated record. Gene Ontology annotation, molecular function: actin filament binding. Gene Ontology annotation, cellular component: nucleolus; striated muscle dense body; catalytic step 2 spliceosome. The coding region runs from base 73 to 924 and encodes 283 amino acids. NCBI's taxonomy places the organism in Eukaryota, Fungi, Ascomycota, Eurotiomycetes, Eurotiales, Aspergillaceae.